UCUUUAUAAAAAACCUCUAACAAACUAUGGUUGUAUCUUUAGUUGGAUCAUAAUCUAAUGGAUCGGAUGGUUUGUUUGCACGCGAAGGACUGCUUCAUAGCGGUCGUUGCCCUGAAAUUCGUGUGACCUGUGGAGAUGCCUAAAGAACCCUAGUCACACGGAACACUCAGUGCCUGCACGCACGAGCGAAUUACCAGGCGUUUGCGAUGGGCGGAGAGGCCACGAAUGCCGGCGGCGGGGGUAUCCGCGCGCGGAUGGAGCACUACCUUUACAGUGGCGAGAAGAAGCACGUCGUCGCCGGCAUCGCCAUCUUCGCUGCCGUCUUCGGCGUCCCAUGGUACUUCAUGACGCGAGGGGCAAAGCAUCAAUCUCACCAAGAUUACAUGGAAAAGGCUAACAAGGCGAGAUCAGAGAGGCUUUCUUCUGGACAGUCAUCUGCACUAAAAGAAUGAAUGUUGUAUUGCCUAUUCUGGUCCCUGACCUUCAGAGCUUGUCAUAGAUCAUACACUGUAUUGAUUUGCACUCAACGGAUUUGAUCUGUUGUUAAAUAAGCAGGUUAUCUUUCUUUCUAAUAUCAGUUGUGGAAACGAGGUACGUUCCAAGAAUUUUGUCUACUGGUGAUCUUUUUUUGGGUCUAAUGAGCCUAUUACCGUAUCUUCAAGUUGCAGGUCA
Zea mays is the source of this 672-nucleotide messenger RNA. RefSeq lists its product as uncharacterized. The transcript is spliced from 2 exons. NCBI's taxonomy places the organism in Eukaryota, Viridiplantae, Streptophyta, Magnoliopsida, Poales, Poaceae. The coding region runs from base 207 to 452 and encodes 81 amino acids. The record is from RefSeq and is a predicted model, not a curated record.